Molecule: messenger RNA, 975 nt
Organism: Pipistrellus nathusii (Nathusius's pipistrelle)
Lineage: Eukaryota; Metazoa; Chordata; Mammalia; Chiroptera; Vespertilionidae
Source: the annotation of a GenBank genome assembly
AUGAAUCCAUCUGUCACAGCCUGGAGCAGACAACUCACAUCUAUAAGUGGAGGAGAACAAACUUUCAAAACAGAGUUCCCAAUCCUGCAAUUACUGAUAGUCAUCGUGGACCUGGUGGGGCUGGCAGGGAACGCGAUGGUGAUCUGGCUCCUGGGCUUCCGCAUGCGCAGGAAUGCCUUUUCUGUCUACAUCCUCAACCUGGCUGGAGCUGACUUCCUCUUACUCUGCUGUUAUAUUGUGGAUGCCCUGGAGAGACUCAUCCGGGACUUCUCUCUCAUCAACAUAUCCAUCCCCAAAUUUUUCAUCACUGUGUCCAUCUUUGCCUACAUCUCAGGCCUGAGCUUUCUCAGCGCAAUCAGCACGGAGCGCUGCAUGUCCGUCCUGUGGCCCAUCUGGUAUCGCUGCCACCGCCACAGACACUGGUCAGCGGGCAUAUGUGCGCUUCUCUGGACCCUGUCCCUGCUCCUGAGUAUCCUGGAAGGGUACUACUGUGGGUUCCUGGUGGGGACUAGGCAUUAUUUUUGGUGCCCAGUGUUGGAUUUCAUCACUAUGGCGUGGCUGAUUUUGUUGUUUGUGCUGCUCUCUGGGUCCAGCCUGGCCCUGAUGACCAGACUGCUGUGUGGCUCCCACCGGGUGCUGCCCACCAGGCUCUAUGUGACCAUCUUGCUCACAGUGCUGUUUUUCCUCCUCUGCGGCCUGCCCUUUGGCAUCUACUGGUUCCUCGUAAUCUGGUUUCAAUAUUUUGUUGCCCUCGUUCCUCAUGUCUUGGUGGCAGUUCUUCUGUCCUGUGUCAACAGCUGUGCCAACCCCAUCAUUUACUUCUUUGUUGGCUCCUUCGGGCAGCGAUGGUGGAAGCAGAGACAUGCCCUGAGGCUGGUUCUCCAGAGGGCUCUGCAGGACACUCCUGAGAUGGAUGAACAUGGAGAGAACCUGCCAGGGGAAACCAUGGCCAUCUCAGAAAGUCUGGUGCCCUGA